Molecule: messenger RNA, 2461 nt
Organism: Jaculus jaculus (lesser Egyptian jerboa)
Lineage: Eukaryota; Metazoa; Chordata; Mammalia; Rodentia; Dipodidae
Gene: Mapda
Product: adenosine deaminase like
Exons: 11
Coding region: 506-1576 (356 amino acids)
Biological process (GO): adenosine catabolic process; inosine biosynthetic process
Molecular function (GO): adenosine deaminase activity
Source: RefSeq, a predicted model, not a curated record
CCAGCGAGCUCUUGCUGAGGGCGCUGCUGUCGUUGGUGUUCUGCACGGCCCCGGCCCGCCGCUCGCGGCUCCGCGGGCCCAUGGCCGGAGACACUAGGAGAUGCGGCCCUCGCCAGGUCUCCACUCAAACGGAGCCCGCCGGCCUCGGUACGAAACCUUCUUCCGGGUACUACACGUCACUUCCGGGCCGAGCGCUCUCCGCCAAUCAAGGCCGAGGAGGGUGUUGCUUGCAUUAGAAUUGAACCGCUGAGGAGCUGCUUACUUCGUUUUCGCCGGUGACAGUUCGCGUUUGUCCUCGCUUUUCUACAAGCCUUUCAGUCUGAAGGGAAAAGCACUUACGUUCACAGCUGAGAACCUCUUUAAGAGGUGAAAUUGACCCCAAAGCUAGCACGUUGAAGUAAAGCUAUCUGAAGAAAAUCUAGGAUCUCAGAAUUUCUUUCUGAAAUACACUGUAUUGUUCAAGCCAAGAAUAAGAGUGCAGAGGUUUUCUAACUCUGCUGAAAUCAUGAUGGAGGUUGAAGAACAGCAGCAGCCAUGGAAGACAGACUUUUACAUGGAAUUGCCAAAAGUGGAACUUCAUGCCCACUUGAAUGGAUCCAUUAGUUCCAAUACCAUGAAGAAAUUGAUAGCAAAGAAGCCAGAUCUUAAAAUCCAUGAUGAGAUGACUGUGAUUGACAAAGGAAAGAAAAGAACCUUAGAAGAAUGUUUCCAGAUGUUUUCAAUUGUUCAUCAGCUUACUACUAGCCCUGAGGAUAUCCUAAUGGUCACCAAAGAUGUCAUUAAAGAAUUUGCAGAUGAUGGCGUCAAGUACCUGGAACUGAGGAGCACACCCAGAGGCAACAGUUCUACUGGAAUGACUAAGAAGACUUAUGUGGAAUCCAUCCUAGAGGGUAUAAAGCAGUCCAAACAGGAAAAUUUAGAUAUUGACGUUAGGUAUCUGAUGGCAAUUGACAGAAAAGGUGGUCCUAAAGUAGCCAGGGAGACUGUUAAACUUGCUGAAGAGUUCUUCCUUUCUACAAAGGAUAUAGUUCUUGGCCUUGACCUCAGUGGAGACCCUACUGCAGGACAAGCCAACGACUUCUUGGAACCUCUUUUAGAAGCUAAAAAAGCAGGUCUGAAGUUGGCACUCCAUAUUGCAGAGAUUCCAAAUCAGAAAAAAGAAGCAGAAAUGCUCCUGGAUUUGGUUCCUGAUAGAAUUGGGCAUGGAACAUUUCUCAACUCCUCUGAGGGGGGACCCCUGGAUCUGGUAGACUUCGUGAGGCAACACCAGAUACCCCUGGAGCUUUGUUUGACCUCAAACAUCAAAAGUCAGACAGUUCCAUCUUAUCAGCAGCAUCACUUCGGAUUCUGGUACAGCAUUGCUCAUCCUUCUGUGAUCUGUACUGAUGAUAAAGGCAUCUUUGCAACAUGCCUUUCUCAAGAAUACCAGCUGGCAGCUGAAACAUUUAAUUUGACCCCAUCUCAAAUGUGGGACCUGUCUCAUAAAUCCAUCAACUACAUCUUUGCUUCUGACAACACCAGAUCUGAACUGAAGAAGAAAUGGAAUCACCUGAAACCCAAAGUGUUAAACUUCUAAGCUGAAAUGGGAUGAAUUGCUAUUGAUACAUAUAUUGUAAUUAAGGUCUUCCUGCCAUAAUCCACUUAGUAAACUGACCACCACUUCUUUGAAACCAUAGCAGCCAGAGCUCUUAACACCAGCACCUUACACACGGUAGGUGCUAAUAAAUAUCUUUUUUUUUUCUUUCAAGGUGGGCUCUUGCUGUAACCCAGACUGACCCGACCUGGAAUUCACUUUAUAGUCCCAGGAUGGCCUCAAACUCAUAACCCUCCUACCUCGGCCACCACGCCCUGCUACAAAAAGAAUGGGCAUCUAGCCACUACACCAGACUCCAGAUGCAUGUGCCACUUUGUGCAACUGACCUUAUGUGGGUACUUGGGAUUCAAACUCGUGUCUUUAAGAUUGCAGGCAAGCACCAUAACUACUGAGCCAUAUGUCCACCCCAGUAAAUGUCUUUUUGUUUUGUUUUUUUUGAGGCAGGGUCUCACUAGGCCACACUGACCUAGGAUUGGCUAUGUAGUGUCAGGGUGGCCUUGAACUCACAGCAAUCCUCCUACUUCGGCCUCCUGAGUGCUGGAUUAAAAGCGUGCACCACCGCACCUGACCUAAAUGUCUCUUUUAAAUAUACCUAAGCAAGCGAUCAUAAAGCUCCAAUAUAUAUGUUUUCUCUUGUAACAUGGCCAAUUCUAGAUACUACCAGAUUUAGAAGAGGUGUAUUAUACUCACUUAUAAAGGAAUCUUGGGCAGAAUCUUAGAGAAUAGAUAAUGCCAAUUAAUUUCAUGAGUUUAGUAUAAUAAGAGUUUAAAUAUUUGAUAUGAGAGAUGACAUCUCAUAAAUAUGUAUGUAGAAUUGUACUUGAUGUUGACAGUUCAAAUAAAAGUUGUAUAUUUUUCUGUGCUCUA